Messenger RNA from Micropterus salmoides (largemouth bass), 1423 nucleotides. RefSeq names its product signal-regulatory protein beta-2-like. Gene Ontology annotation, biological process: response to bacterium. The transcript is spliced from 6 exons. The coding region runs from base 99 to 1100 and encodes 333 amino acids. Lineage: Eukaryota; Metazoa; Chordata; Actinopteri; Centrarchiformes; Centrarchidae. The record is from RefSeq and is a predicted model, not a curated record.
GAAAGUAGGCCAAGUGGUGAAUCUGUUAAGUCUGCCGCAGCGUCAGUAGGUCAGAACUGCUGUGGAGAAGAAGCAGGAUCAGAGAAGCAGCCAAGAAGAUGGUGUCCUUUGUGAAUGUUUUCCUGCUCUGGUCUUUGUGUGUGGCACAGCAUAGUGACAUCUCUCAGCCGGUUCCUUUCCAAACAGUGAAGCUCGGAGACUCAGCUACUAUUGAGUGUCACAUAAAGAGUGAGAUGGGAAAAAGAGUGUGGUACAAAACUACAGGGAAAAAACUGCAGCUUGUGGUAGAAAUAAACUCCAGCUAUAAUGUGAGUGUAUUUAGUGCUGAAUUUCAUCACCGUUAUUCAGUAAGAUUUGACAAAUUCAUCAGUAAUCUGAGCAUAUCUGCAACAACAUGGGAGGACGUUGGAACAUACUUCUGUGGAGUAAUGCACUUUAACAGCAUCAAGUUUGGACCAGGAACCUUUUUAAUGCUGAAAGGUGCAAAGAUGAUCAGCGACUCUGUCGUCCAGCAGCCAGAGUCUCAGUCAGUCCAGCCAGGAGACUCUGUGACUCUCAGCUGUUCUGUUCUCACUGGCCACUGUGCAGCAGAACACGUUAGUGUCAUGUGGCUGAAAACCUCAGAUCAUUCUGCUCCAGAAAUGAUUUACUCCUCUGGAAAUAAGAACGACAUCUGCCAGAGGACUGAGAGCGGAGAAACUACCUGUGUGUCCAACCUUCUCAUGAGGAACCUCAGCUCUGAUGAUGCUGGAGCCUACUGCUGUGUUGUGACUUUGUGUGGACAGAUACUGUUUGGAAAUGGGACCAGGAUUAAUAUUCACAACACCAAGCCACCUGAACAGAGUCCAACCGUUAUCGCACUGACGCUGUCAAACAUCAUUCUUGGGACUGUGACAGUCUGUCUUAUAUGGACACUUUGCAAGAGGAAAGAUUCCACAGAGGCAACUGAUGGAUGUUCAGAAGGCAAUCAGACUAGUGAUGCAGUUAUCUAUGAAGAUUUGUGUUCUGUUCCCAGAAGCCUCCCAGCCAGUCAAACCUCAGUGAGAUCCAGUGAAGACUCUGUAGUUUAUUCUGACAUCAAAUACUGUCCGCAGAACUGAGUUGGGUGAUCUGGGGAAUGCAGAUAAACCAGGCAGAAUGAAGAAUGCCUUGCUACUAAACAAAUAUAUAUCUAUCUAUAUAUGUUUAGUGGUAUAACAACUUUAAAAUAUGAGAUUUUCUGGAGUGCCAGUCAGUGGACUAUCCCACAUACUGACAAAUAUGGAAAUACUAAACUGCUUUAACUCAGUAAAAAGUUAUUGUUACCGCUAACUUCCCUUUUGGAUUUAUUGUGUUUUUCUCUUUGAUUCUCUUUUUUGUGUUUGGAGCAUCUCUGCCUAGAGGCGCCACUUUAUAAUUGUAAUCAAUAAAGACGUUCAAUCAA